AAGACACAAAAAUAAUUUAUUGAACUGCGAGUGGACCUAAAUCCAAAUGCGCAUUGUCUUAGGUCACAGUGUGUCAGAUGGCCCUAUAUUUACAGGUUUAUUCUACGAAUCUAAAAGUGUGUUUGCAGUUAACCUCCAGACACACACACACACACUCUCUGUUCCCUGUUGUCUUAAGAACAACUUUGAAUAAAUGCUGAUCUCAGCGCUGAGCUUACACUUUCAUUUCUCUAAAAUAAAGAAGCAGAUGAUUCAUUUUCCAGGUAUUUGGUGGUAGUUUCUUUUGAUUUUCAUUCUGAAAAGAAUCCUUUUGUUUGUCCUCCGUGCCCCUAAAGACUUCCUGGUGUAAAAGAGGAACAAGAUGUUUCCAAGAGAGAACUUUCUAGGGAAAGAGUAAAAAAACUGAAAGACUGAAGACACUAUCAGCAUUUUUGAAAGUUGUUUUAAAGGGUUGCAGUAAAUCACAUUGUAAUGAAGAUGAACAUGAUAUAUUGAGUAUAAAUCAUGUAUAUUUAGUAAAGACUAUAUUCACUAACUAAACACCGACAAACAGCCCAACUGACAUAAAAUCACCUGAAUCUGCUUUUUCCUUUUACUUUAUAUUCCUUCAAAAUGAUGCAAACUGUUUAUCACGCUCUAAUCUGAAAUAUUAUGCUGGUUAUUUAUUCUUCAAAUACUGUGUGUCUUAGAAAGUGUUCAAUUACAAAGCUGCAGUGAGUUCUAAUGUGAAUGAUUUGUAAAAUGGGAACGACCAUCAUGACACUGGUGGUAAGAUCCCGCCCACUUUCACGCAUCGGUGACUAUAAGGACCAGACCUUCUCUUCAGGAAGAAAGUCUGAAGAACAGUUUGGCUGAAUCAGAAGUCCUGACAGGUGGAUACAGACGUCUCUGGAGAUGUUUCGCCUCUUGGCCCCCGCCACUCUCCUCCUCCUAUCCAUCGUUCCCACGGUAACCGAAGUGGUGAGGUCCAUAUCAGAGUGCAACGAGUACUUCCUUGAUGGUGCUGCACCAAACAUCCCGGAUAUCCUGGUGGGAGGGAAGAUCCUGGACCAGAACAGAUACAAAGCCAUCUGCCAGACUUGGAACGACACAAGGUGUUUUGUGACGCUUUACGACACAGAGAACAAGAUCCCGGUGUUUUCAGCCUACAAAUACCAAGGGGCAAAUACAACUGGGAGGCCCCGCGGAUGGAAAAUAGAACCACAGCUUGAGAACGAAAGUGGCAGCAAGAACAUGGAGAAAUCCAGUAAUGAAACUUACAUCCAUCAGGCAGCAGAUGAGGAUUACAAACACCAAACACGGUUAAACAGAGGACAUUUAUUACCAUGCUCCUACGGAUCGACAUGGGAUGAUAAGGUGUCUACCUGCACCCUAACCAACGCUGUUCCACAAGUAGUCUCAUUCAACGGGGGAAGUUGGAGCAGAAUGGAGACAUGUGUCAAAUGUGUUCUGGAAAAGUACUGUAAGAAUAACAACAAUAAAAUAGAGGGCUAUUUGGUAACUGGAGCACAGCCUGGCAACAGAAAGAUGAAUAACAGGGUGAAUGUUCCUCUCAUGAUGUGGUCAGCAUUCUGCUGCUACAGUCACAGUGAAGGCAAGUGGCUGGCAAGUGCACACUGGGGCCGAAAUGUGGAAGAAAAGGUGAACGAAAAACAUCUUGAAACAAAGACCUUGGACGAGCUGUAUCACAAACUGCGAGGAGCUCAAAUCUUUCCUACACCACAAUACAACUGUCCUCUCACCACAAGAGUCUCUCACUUGUACCCAAAUCUUGCAAACAAUUGCACCUGCCCUCCACACAUUUCAACUACUUCUGCCCCGUCCACAACUACUGCCCCAACUACUUCAACUGAACCGUCAACUUCCUCGACUUCCACAUCUCUUUCUCCUCCCACCACAUCUGGCCCUCUUAGUACAUCACCUCCUCCCACCACAUCUGGUCUUAUUAGUACAUCACCUCCUCCCACCACAUCUGCUCCUCUUAGUACAUCACCUCCUCCCACCACAUCUGGUCUUAUUAGUACAUCACCUCCUCCCACCACAUCUGGCCCUCUUAGUACAUCACCUCCUCCCACCACAUCUGCUCCUCUUAGUACAUCACCUCCUCCCACCACAUCUGGUCUUCUUAGUACAUCACCUCCUCCCACCACAUCUGGCCCUCUUAGUACAUCACCUCCUCCCACCACAUCUGGUCUUCUUAGUACAUCACCUCCUCCCACCACAUCUGGACCUCUUAGUACAUCGCCUCCUCCCACCACAUCUGGACCUCUUAGUACAUCCCCUCCUCCCACCACAUCUGGCCCUCCCACCACAUCUGGACCUCUUAGUACAUCACCUCCUCCCACCACAUCUGGACCUCUGAGUACAUCACCUCCUCCCACCACAUCUGGUCUUCUUAGUACAUCACCUCCUCCCACCACAUCUGGUCUUCUUAGUACAUCACCUCCUCCCACCACAUCUGGACCUCUUAGUACAUCGCCUCCUCCCACCACAUCUGGACCUCUUAGUACAUCACCUCCUCCCACCACAUCUGGACCUCUGAGUACAUCACCUCCUCCCACCACAUCUGGUCUUCUUAGUACAUCACCUCCUCCCACCACAUCUGGUCUUCUUAGUACAUCACCUCCUCCCACCACAUCUGGACCUCUUAGUACAUCGCCUCCUCCCACCACAUCUGGACCUCUUAGUACAUCCCCUCCUCCCACCACAUCUGGCCCUCCCACCACAUCUGGACCUCUUAGUACAUCACCUCCUCCCACCACAUCUGGACCUCUUAGUACAUCACCUCCUCCCACCACAUCUGGUCCUCUUAGUACAUCACCUCCUCCCACCACAUCUGGUCCUCUUAGUACAUCACCUCCUCCCACCACAUCUGGUCCUCUUAGUACAUCACCUCCUCCCACCACAUCUGGUUCUCUUAGUACAUCACAUCUUCCCACCACACCUGGUCCUUUUAGCACCACAUCUGGCCCUCCCACCACAUCUGGUCCCACUUCAACUACUCCUGCCCCGUCCACAACCACUGCCACAACUACUUACACUACACCAACCAAGAGCACCACAACUAAAAAGAAAAACGAUGACAACAAAAAUGAAAAUGAUGGGAACACAGGAGAUCCAAUACAAUCAUCAAACUCUUUAUUCAACAUGUUGGCUAAUGGGGUUACAGCUGCAUUUUUAGGAUUGGUAGCAGCUUUGUCUGCUGCUGCCAGAACACUGGGAGGAUUAGCGAAUGCAUUCAUCCCUGUGGUGGCAUCACCCCCCAGGGUUGUUGCACCCACAGCUACGACACAAACAGUUAUCAUCUCUGAGGAGAGAACUACCAAACCUCCUCCAGCCACACUAAUAGUUGCCACUGUGGCUCAAAGUGCGCACUCCACUCCAAGGGGAAAUACCAUCAGUUCAAAAUCAACUCAUCCUCAACUUACAGUAGCAUCCACCUCAACUCCCCCUGCACAAUUCACUAGAAGUGAACCGUCAACUUCCCCACCUUACACACCUCCAUCUCCUCUCACCACACCUGGCACUCUUAGUACAUCACCUCCUCCCACCACAUCUGAUCCUUUUAGUACAUCUCGUCCUCCUUCUACCACAUCUGGUCCUUUUAGUAGGACAUCUGUCCCUCUUAGUACAUCACAGUCUCCUCUUACCACAUCUGGCCCUAGUACAUCUCGUUAUCCACAUCUGGUCCUUCACCACCACCGAUUUCGCUAUUUCUGCCGCGCCGACAAGCGCUGCUACCCCUACUUACGCUACAUCAACCAGAAGCACCACAAAAAACAAAACCAAUAAUGACACGACAAAAAUUAAUUCCACUGCUUCUGCCCCACCCACAACCGCUGCCACAACUUCCCCGGCUUCAACAUCUCUUUCUCCUCCCACCACAUCUAGUCCUCUUAGUACAUCUCGU
Pungitius pungitius (ninespine stickleback) is the source of this 3910-nucleotide messenger RNA. RefSeq names its product mucin-2-like. Gene Ontology annotation, molecular function: nucleic acid binding; metal ion binding; hydrolase activity. Bases 895 to 3792 code for a protein of 965 amino acids. The record is from RefSeq and is a predicted model, not a curated record. The transcript has 3 exons. Lineage: Eukaryota; Metazoa; Chordata; Actinopteri; Perciformes; Gasterosteidae.